AUGUGGACUGUUUUUGUGUUGGUCAGUUUGUAUGGACCUGCUUUUGGCAGCAUUCUUAUGCCUCACACGAUUUAUUCGACAAGAACUUUUGUUGGAAAUAUGGAACCGAUUGGAUCGGUUAUUGCUGCAGAUUCGGCGGCGGACGAGAUUCCAGUCGUUGUUGCGUAAGUUUUUUCUGUAUAUUAAUUUUUAAGAGAGUUCAUAGCAGUAUUUUUUGCAUAAAAAUAUCAAUAUAACUAUUUGCAGAACUCAACACAAUCGUAAUUGUUUCUUCACUCCGGUUCAAUGCAUGCUCCCAUUGGCUGAUACCCACAAAGAUGUUCAAACUCUUCACGGUGUUUAUCAACCAUCUCUUCCAGUUCGUCGAAGUGCUCCGUGGUCCUCAUCACCCUAUCAAAAACGGACCCAAAACAAUAGAUUUUUCGAAUGGUUAUCUCGUUAA
Caenorhabditis angaria is the source of this 442-nucleotide messenger RNA. The record is from the annotation of a GenBank genome assembly. NCBI's taxonomy places the organism in Eukaryota, Metazoa, Nematoda, Chromadorea, Rhabditida, Rhabditidae.